CUUGGCUAUCUGGCAGAUUUUCUUCAGUAAGAGGUGGCUCUUGAAGCCUCUAGGAACGAGAGUGGUCUGUGGUUGCAAGGCAUGAUGGCUGCAAAAAUAUUUACUAUGCCCCUGAAGUCAAAGCAGUCCUUUAUACUGAGAGUUCCUCCAGACUCUAAGCUGGGCCAAGACCUACUUCGAGAUGCCGCUAGCGGGCCCAAGACCAUCCACCAGCUGGUGCUGGAGCACUUCCUCACCUUCUUGCCCAAGCCAGGCCUGGUCCAGCCUAAUCAGAAGGUCAAGGAGACUUUGGUUAUUAUGAAGGACGUGAGCUACAGUCUUCAGAACAGAGUGCAACCUCGUCCCUUAGUGAAGCUUCUGCCUGGAGAAGCAGUCCAGCAGAAACAGGAGUCAGCCUCCCUGUGCUUGAAAGGUGACUCUGAGGAGCUGGUGGUCUUUGAGGAUUUGAAUGUAUUUCACUCCCAAGAAGAAUGUGUGAGCCUGGAUUCUGCUCAGCAUCCCUCAUCAGAGAAGGAAGAUGACAAUAAUGUCGGGGAAAUGAUGUUACUGGUCAAUGACAGUAAUCCUGAGGGUGAAGAUCUUCAGAAAGAACCUGUAGAGAAUGAAGAUUGUAGAGAAAAAUCUUCAGAUUGUGAUGAGAUGGAUUGUUCUUUGGUCUCUAAGCAAACUCCAGAUUGCCAUGAAGAAGAAAGAUUAAAUACAUCCAUUCCACAGGAAAGGAAAAUGAGAAAUCUUUUAGUUACCAUUGAAAAUGAUACUCCGCUAGAGGAACUGUCAAAAUAUGUGGACAUCAAUGUUCUUGCACUAACUCGAAAUAGGAGAACAAGGAGAUGGUACACUUGUCCACUGUGUGGGAAACAGUUUAAUGAAAGUUCUUACCUUAUUUCGCAUCAGAGGACUCAUACUAGAGAAAAACCCUAUGACUGUAGUCACUGUGGGAAAAGCUUCAAUCACAAAACAAACCUCAAUAAACAUGAGCGGAUCCAUACAGGAGAGAAACCUUAUUCCUGUUCUCAAUGUGGUAAAAACUUCCGUCAAAAUUCUCAUCGGAGUCGCCAUGAAGGAAUCCAUAUAAGGGAGAAGAUAUUUAAAUGUCCAGAAUGUGGGAAAACCUUCCCAAAGAAUGAAGAAUUGGUGUUUCAUCUGGAGAGUCAUGAGGCUAAGAGGCCAUAUAGUUGCAAAAAAUGUGGGAGAAGGUUUGGCCGGCUGUCAAACUGUACCCGACAUGAGAAAACUCACUUACCAUAUAAGACCCGAAAGCAGAAGUGAUAUCAGGAAAGGUCUGAUGGUCUGCCUCAACCUGAAAAGUUUCCUAGGGAAUUCUGAACUCCCGGGCUGCCUGAAAAGAUACAGAUAUGUGGAAACCUCAUUGUAGCCAAAAUUGGAUAAAUACUCAUCUUGGCUGAAACCUCAAAUUGUUAGAAAAUUCACAGGGAAGGAAACAUCCUCAAGGGCUAUACCUCAGUUAGUAUACUGGCUUUUUGGACUAAGGAGCUUUCUUUUGUGAAGUUGCACAACAAUUUACAGAUCACAGAUCCAUUUCCAGAGAAAGACUUUUGAGUGUGAAUAUGGAGCCUGCUUCCUUGCAAGGUGAACAGAAUGACUCAUAUCUAUUGAAAGUAUAUCCAUUUAUUCCCCCACAUGGGAAUUCACACUUGAGAAAAGAGAAAUAGCACAAAGGUCCUUAUCUGAAGCUGUGGUCCCAUGAAAGAACUAGACUACUGAUUUGUUAAGCCAACAGCUUUUAAUAGCAAUGCAUAUAAUCCUCUAAGAACUCCCUGUUAAGGCUUGAGUGUUGAAUUGUUUACUUUGGAAUAUAGGAAAACUACAGCAAUUGAAUGUCAAAAACUUACUCUCAUUUGUAUGUGAUCUGAACUAGUGAUCAGUUUCAAUAACAUCUGCAAUUUGUGGUGAAAAUUGACUUCUACAGAAAUCCUUUUCAUAACAAUUUAAAAGUGUCUGCUGUUCUUACUGCAUUUUGUUCAUCUGUUAAUCUCCCAAACAGCUGUCUCAUGCCCUUCCCUUGCCGAAAGUUUGGAUCUCUCAGGCCCAGCCAUCCAGGCCAAUUACUGGAAAAGCUCUUCAGGAACUUGUCCCUCUGCUGAGCCAAGAUCUCAUGUGCUAGGAAGGAAACCCUAAGAGCUUGAAGAAUAGGGACAGACCUGGUGUCAGGAAAAAGUUGGCUUGGAUCCAUGGCUGGUCAAUAACCUUACCAUAUGCUUAAUUCCCCUCUUACACAGUUAUCAGACCUUUGGCAGUGGUUUGGACGCUACCUCACAAGGCAAAGUGUUGUAUUUUUAGAAAUUAUGUCUCUAGUGGUUUGCUCACAUUGCCCCUCAAGAGACAGGAUUCCAGGUGUCUUCUUUGUAGUGGAUAUUUGUUGUCUUUGGCUUCCUGAUAUCCAGACCUUCCUGUCCUUUCUGCCUAGAGGCAAGCCCAGUGGUGCCUUCACAGGACCGGUCCUGUGGUGUGAUUUAGGGAUUCUUGAUCAGUUUUGCUUGUUUUAGGUUUCCUAAAGUUUUACAUUGGUACUUUGGUUGAAAUGUGUUAAUCCUGAAAACUAUUUGGGAAAAAUUAACUUUACAGAUUUUGUUUCCCAUCCAGAAAUAUGCCUUUCCAUUUGUCAGAGGUACAGUAUUAUAUUCCUGAGUACACUUUUCUAAUUUUCUUCACUUAAGUUCUACACAGUUUUAUUGUAAAUAGUUUUUUCCAUUAUAUUUUUCUAGUUGGUUAUUACUCUUACAUAGGAAAGUUAUUUUCAUUACAUAUUUGUGUAAUUAGCCACUUCACUGAAUGUUCUUAAUUUUUAAUAAUUUCUCAGUGUAGUUCUGCUGUAACUUGUGGUAAAAUUGUACCAUCUAUGAAUAAUAGUUUUGUUUCUUCCUUUCUGCCUGUU
Messenger RNA from Galeopterus variegatus (Sunda flying lemur), 2896 nucleotides. It is a transcript of the gene ZNF200, whose product is annotated as zinc finger protein 200. NCBI's taxonomy places the organism in Eukaryota, Metazoa, Chordata, Mammalia, Dermoptera, Cynocephalidae. The record is from RefSeq and is a predicted model, not a curated record. The coding region runs from base 82 to 1269 and encodes 395 amino acids. The transcript is spliced from 4 exons.